Messenger RNA from Argiope bruennichi, 1763 nucleotides. RefSeq names its product nucleolar protein 56-like. The transcript has 10 exons. Lineage: Eukaryota; Metazoa; Arthropoda; Arachnida; Araneae; Araneidae. The record is from RefSeq and is a predicted model, not a curated record. Gene Ontology annotation, cellular component: box C/D methylation guide snoRNP complex; small-subunit processome. Bases 57 to 1697 code for a protein of 546 amino acids. Gene Ontology annotation, molecular function: snoRNA binding.
GUGCAACUAAACGCAAUCUGCGCAUAGAAGUUUUAUUUAUUGAAAUUAUUGCUGCCAUGUGCCUUCAGAAGGAUAAAAUGAGCAAGCAAUAUAUUUUAUAUGAGCAUGCUGCUGGCUAUGCCUUAUUUUUUGUUGCUGAACCAGAAGAAUUUUUAACUCAAACCGCAGAAAUUGUUUCUGAAGUUGACAAAUUUAAGGAAGUAUGUCAUUUUCAGGCAUUUCAACCAUUUACAAGAGGACGAGAAGCCUUGGAGAACAUCAAUAGCAUUUCAGAAAGCAUACUUCAUGCUCAUCUUGAAGAACUUUUAAUCAACAAUCUUCCAAAAAAGAAAAAGAAGUAUGUACUUGGGGUGGAAGAUACACAGUUAAUUAAUUCAAUUAAGGAGAAGCUGGAAAUAAACUGUAAUUGCACAGAGGCUGUAAAGGAGUUGAUUAGAGGGAUUAGAUUUCAUUUCCAUGAUCUAGUGCCUGGUUUCUGUGAUUUAAAUGCUGCCACUAAAGUUCAACUUGGGCUUGCUCAUGCCUAUUCACGUUCUAAAGUCAAGUUCAACAUUGCUCGAGUUGACAACAUGAUUAUUCAAACUAUUACUUUAGUGGAUCAAAUGGACAAGGAUAUUAAUUCUUUGUCUAUGAAGAUACGUGAAUGGUAUUCUCAUCAUUUCCCUGAACUCAUCAAAAUUGUCCCUGAGAAUAAUUUAUACAUUCCGUGUGUCAAUGCUAUAAAAGACAGAAAAAAUUUGUCUGAAGAUGUUGCAGAACGUUUGGAAAAUAUACUAAAUGAUCCUGAGAAAGUGCAGAAUGUUUUAGAGUUGGCUCGCAGUUCAAUGGGAAUGGAGGUAUCUGAAUGUGAUUUGGAAAAUAUGCUUUAUUGUGCAGAAAGAGUUAUUGCAUUAAUUCAACGUAGGAAAGAUUUGACAGAUUAUUUGAAGGCCAAAAUGACAUGUGUGGCACCCAACUUGGCUGCUCUCAUCGGAGAAUUCGUUGGAGCUCGUCUUAUUGCUCAGGCUGGCAGCUUGACCAAUCUUGCCAAAUCUCCAGCUUCUACAGUGCAAAUUUUGGGAGCUGAAAAAGCACUUUUUAGAGCUCUUAAAACAAAAGGAAAUACUCCAAAAUAUGGAAUCAUCUUUAAUUCCAAAUUUAUUGGAAAAGCUGCCAAAAUUUACAAAGGACGCAUUUCUAGAUAUUUAGCGAAUAAGUGCUCUGUAGCAUCAAGGAUAGAUUGUUUCCGAGAUAUUCCAACUGAUGUAUUUGGGAGUAAGAUGAAGCAACAAGUUGAAGAGAGAUUGAAAUUUUAUGAUGCCCCACCAAACUCUGAGACACCCAGGAAAAAUGUAGACGUUAUGGAUGAAGCAUUGGAAGAGGCUGAAAUUUCACAACGGGAAAUUUUGAAAAGAAUGAAAAAGGAUAAGAAAAAGGCAAAGAAAAGAAAGUUAGAAGAAUUGUGUCUCGCUACUGAACUAGAUAAAACUAUUGCAGCAUUGGCCGAAGGCACUGUAGCAGAUGAAGUUGAUACAAGUAUAGUAAAGAAAAAGAAAAAAAAGAACAAGAAGUUAAAUGAUGCUCCUGUAGCAGAUGAAGUUGACACAAGUAUAGAAAAGAAAAAGAAAAGGAACUUAAAUGAUGCUCCAGUAGCAGAUGAAGUUGACACAAGUAUAGAAAAGAAAAAGAAGAAAAGGAAGUUAAAUGAUGCUGAAUAAGAGCAUUGUAUUGAACAUCAUGUACAUCAUUUUAUGUGAUAAGUAAAUGAAUAUUUUUGAACUUUU